Messenger RNA from Penicillium psychrosexuale, 384 nucleotides. RefSeq lists its product as uncharacterized. Lineage: Eukaryota; Fungi; Ascomycota; Eurotiomycetes; Eurotiales; Aspergillaceae. The coding region runs from base 1 to 384 and encodes 127 amino acids. The transcript has a single exon. The record is from RefSeq and is a predicted model, not a curated record.
AUGCCCGAUGCGAUGAUCAUUCAAGUCAAGGCAUUAAUCUCGAAUCCCAAGUCUUCAGAAGACAUCAUGGAACGCCAAAUCCUUCUUGUCGAAUGCAAGCGUCCAUCCAGAGACACACCGUUAGGCUGGGAUGAUACCAUUACCGGCCAGUUCCUCGAUGACCUCUCACAAACCUUGAAUUUUUCCGAAAGACUUUUCGGAGCUGUUGCUAUCGGCAAGAAAGUGAAGUUCUACCAAUUUGACGGGAAAGCACAAGUCGGUCAGCAAUUGGCUCCACUUCACCAGGGCAUUUUGGAUAUGGAUGACCCGAAUGGUUGUUCACAGGUCGAGGGUAUGAUGAACCAUAUCAAGGCAAAUGCGUGGCAGUGGGCUAUUAGCCUCUAG